AGCCACUGGAUCCAAAUGAAAGUCCUUGUUGAAGCACUUUCCUCUAAAGGCCACAACAUCACCGUGCUUCGCCCAGUAGACAGCUGGUUCAUCAAGGAAUCACCGAAUUAUACAACUAUUAACAUACCGGCAAUGAGCUCCAAUGAGAAGAUCAUGACCGAUUUUGCUGCUAAAAUGACUAAGAUGAGCCUCGAACCAUUUUCUGUAUGGGAAUACAUCAACAGAGUAUCUGAGGUUUUAAAUUACUUUUACCAAAAACAUCAAAGUGUAGUAAAUGUGGUUAGGGAAAUGUUUGAGAAUAAUACUUUUAUGCAGGAACUGAGAGAGGCGAAAUUUGAUCUAGUUUUGACCGAUCCGGCAGUUCUGUCUGGGGUUCUUAUGGCCCACCGCUUGGAGUUACCUCUGGUGCUAGUGGCCAGGUGGACUAUGGCAGGAGAUGGGCAUUCUUUAAUUGCACCUUCCCUUUUAUCCUAUAUACCGAUGCCAUCCAUAUUUACUGAUAAAAUGACCUUUUCAGAAAGAGUCAAAAAUAUGUUGCAAUAUUUCCUGAUUAAUUUACAAAUUUUAAAUGUCCUUGACUCAAAUUAUAAUCCCAUAGUCCAGCACUACUUUGGAUCUGAUAUACAAUACUCAGAGUUGGUCCAAGCUGCCGAUAUUUGGCUCAUGAGGAUAGACUUUACCUUUGAAUUCCCCCGUCCCACAAUGCCUAAUAUUGUUUACAUCGCUGGAUACCCAUGCAAACCCCCCAAACCUCUACCUCACAACCUGGAAGACUUUGUGCAAAGCUCGGGGGAACAUGGAGUUGUCAUUAUGUCUUUAGGAACUUUGGUAGCUCAACUUCCUGAUCAUGUUGUUGAAGAAAUUGCUGCUGCAUUUUCAAAGCUACCACAAAAAGUUAUCUGGAGGCAUAAAGGCAAGAGACCUGUCAAUCUUGGUAAUAAUACUUUGCUUUCGGACUGGCUUCCUCAGAGCGAUCUUCUUGGACAUCCGAAAACAAAAGUGUUUGUGGGGCACGGAGGAACGAACGGAAUCCAAGAAGCGAUUUACCAUGGCGUUCCUCUUGUUGGUUUACCUCUUAUGCAUGAUCAACGGGACAAUUUUGGGAGAAUGGAAGUGAGAGGGGUGGCUAAAGUUUUGGACAUCGCAACGUUGAAUAGAGACAACUUCCUCCAAGCUCUCCAAGAGGUUUUAUACAACCCCUCCUACAGAGAGAAGAUGAAGAUCCUCUCCAAAAUACACAGAGAUACUCCACUGAAUCCACUGGACACUGCAGUUUUCUGGGUUGAGUUUGUCAUGAAGCACAAAGGAGCGAAACAUUUGAGAAGCGAAUCAUACAAACUCUCCUUUCUCCAAUAUCACUGCAUAGAUGUGAUAGUGUUUCUGAUAGUGGUGACUUUAUUGUGUGUAGCUGUUGUUGUUGCAGUGCUGAAUUGUCUGUGGAGAUUGAUUUGUAACAAAGGAAAACUCAAAAAGCAAUAA
This is a messenger RNA of Boleophthalmus pectinirostris (great blue-spotted mudskipper), 1479 nucleotides long. RefSeq names its product UDP-glucuronosyltransferase 2A2-like. The transcript has a single exon. Lineage: Eukaryota; Metazoa; Chordata; Actinopteri; Gobiiformes; Gobiidae. Gene Ontology annotation, molecular function: UDP-glycosyltransferase activity. The coding region runs from base 16 to 1479 and encodes 487 amino acids. The record is from RefSeq and is a predicted model, not a curated record.